AUGCCGACCAUUUCCGUCGACAAGUAUAAGCUUUACGAAGCGCUGGGUCAAAAAUUCACGACCGAGGAGUUUGAGGACCUCUGCUUCGAAUAUGGUAUCGAACUAGACGAAGACACCGAAAAUGAAGAGCGUCCGAUUGUCAAUGGCGAGCAGGAGCCCCCCCAGCUGAAGAUCGAGAUCCCCGCCAACCGAUAUGACAUGCUCUGCUUUGAGGGCAUUGCGCUCAAUUUGAACAUCUUCAGAGGUCGGAUCCCUACACCCAACUAUCGGGUCGUUGCGCCAAAGGACGAGGAGCAGUAUGUCAUCAACGUGUUGCCCGAGACUGCCCAAGUUCGACCCUUGAUCGCUGGCGCCGUCCUGCGCAACGUCAAGUUCACAAAGGACCGAUACGAAUCCUUCAUUUCACUUCAAGACAAACUCCACCAGAACCUUGCGCGGCAGCGAACAUUGGUUGCAAUUGGUACGCAUGACUUGGACACAGUUCAGGGGCCUUUCACAUAUGAAGCUCUCCCUCCUCGUGACAUCAAGUUCGCGCCUCUCAACCAGACCAAGGAGAUGAACAGCGAAGAGCUCAUGACAUUUUACGAAAAGGACAAGCAUCUUGGGCGAUACCUGCACAUCAUCCGCGAUUCGCCCGUAUACCCAGUUAUAUAUGAUAAGAACAAGAUAGUUUGCUCUCUGCCACCCAUCAUUAACGGAGAGCACUCCAAGAUCACCCUGAACACUACGAAUAUCCUGGUCGAGGUCACUGCUACCGAUGCCACCAAACUUGAGAUCGUCUUGGAUAUGGUGGUGACCAUGUUCUCAGAAUAUGCCGCCGAGCCUUUUACUGUCGAGCCUGUCAAAAUUGUUUCCGACCACAACGACUCCACAAGAAUUACCCCUUCGCUUCGGCCUAGGAUAACUUCUGUAGAGAUUGACUAUCUUAACAGCUGUACUGGUCUUAACGAGUCACCUGAGAGCCUUGCUAAGCUUUUGAGCAAGAUGGCAUACAUUGCCAAGCCAUCAGAUAAGGAUGCGAAUAUCUUGGAAGUAAGCAUCCCUGCCACUCGCCCCGACGUCCUCCACCAAUGCGAUGUUAUGGAGGAUUUGGCCGUGUGCUGGGGUUAUAACAACCUACCACGCACCGAGCCUAACAGGAGCGCCACUGUCGGCGGACCUCUUUUGAUCAACAAGCUUGGCGAUAUUUUCCGGACCGAGGCAGCCAUGGCUGGUUGGAGCGAGGUGAUGCCCCUGAUCCUCUGCAGCCAUGAUGAGAACUUCGCCUGGCUUAACAGGAAAGAUGAUGGAAAGACGGCGAUCAAAUUAGCCAACCCCAAAACUCUCGAGUACCAGAUCGUCCGUACCUCCCUCCUGCCAGGUCUGCUCAAGACAAUUCGCGAGAACAAGAGCCACUCCCUACCCAUGAAGAUCUUUGAGGUUGCCGAUGUUGGAUUCAAGGACGAGUCUCUUGAACGACGGGCACGAAACGAGCGCCAUUUCGCCGCCGCGUGGUGCGGAAGGUCCAGCGGCUUCGAGAUUGUCCACGGCCUCCUGGACCGUCUCCUUCUUAUGCUCCGCACACCCUUCAUUACCCGCGAACAGGCCGGAAAGCCAGAUGGGUACUGGAUCGAGGAGCUCAAGGAGGACACCUACUUCCACGGCCACGCUGCAGCUGUACAUCUCCGCCUCAAUGGAAAGGAGCAACGGAUCGGCGAAUUCGGCAUCCUGCACCCCAGCGUGCUAGAGAAUUUUGAUCUGAGAUACCCUGUGAGCACGUUGGAAAUUAACUUAGAGGUCUUCCUGUAA
Molecule: messenger RNA, 1788 nt
Organism: Clonostachys rhizophaga
Lineage: Eukaryota; Fungi; Ascomycota; Sordariomycetes; Hypocreales; Bionectriaceae
Source: the annotation of a GenBank genome assembly